This is a messenger RNA of Nicotiana tabacum (common tobacco), 687 nucleotides long. Lineage: Eukaryota; Viridiplantae; Streptophyta; Magnoliopsida; Solanales; Solanaceae. The record is from RefSeq and is a predicted model, not a curated record.
AUGGGGCAACUUGCCAGUGCCCAAAAUACUCGACCAGUUAGAGCUCUUCCAAGUGACCCUGAGGCUAAUGCUAAGGCAUAUAUUAAUGUCGUGUCAUUGAGCAAUGGGAGACAGUUAGAAGAAGUCGCAUUGAAAAAGAAAAAGCAAGUGACCUUUAAAAAACAAGCCAUAAUAGAGGCAGAAUCACAAAAAGCAAAGGAGUCAGAGAAGCCAGUUGAAGAGGCGAUAGCAAAUCAAUCCCAACCACUAGUUGUGCAAAUUAAUAUUAUGCUGGUAGACAUCUUGCAUAAAGUGCCCAAAUAUGCCAAAUACAUCAAAGACAUAGUGGCAAAUAAGAGGAGUUUGGUUGAGUUUGAGACUGUGGCACUAACCAAAGAAUGUAGCUCAAGAAUCCAAAGCAAGCUACCUCAGAAAUGGAAAAAUCUGGGUAGUUUCACUCUCCAAAUCUCGAUUGGUAAGCACGCAGUCGGGCGAGCUUUGUGUGAUCUUGGGGCGAGCAUCAAUUUGAUGUCGCUAUCUAUUUUCAAAAAGUUGGGGUUGGGUGAGCCGUGCCCAACUACGGUUAUUUUACAGUUGGCUAAUCGCUCCUUUGCUCAUCCAGAAGGGGUGAUUGAUGAUGUGUUAGUUCAAGUGGGUUCUUUCAUAUUUCCUGCUGAUUUCAUUAUUUUGGACUAUGAGCCUGAUUAG